AGAUCUCAAUCACGUACUAACACCUCUACACUCCCCUCAAAAUGUCUACCACGGAGGAGAAACCAACUACUGAAGCUACCGCGGCUCCCGUGGCUUCUAAAGAGGUGGAGCCCGUCGAAACGCCAGCUCCCACGACCGAGCCAAAAACAGCAGCUGAACCGCCAUCCACAACUACACCCGUGGAGUCAGCACCAGCAGAGACCACUCCUGCCAUAACUGCACCAGAAACAACAACAACAGGACCAACAUGGCCCGAGACGCCCGCAGACCAUCCCCUCUCUCAGCUCUUCACCCAGCUCCCCGAGAUCCUCAAGGAGACUGACUACGACGAAGUCUACGGCAUCCAUCUGGACCCCACCGCGAAGCCCUUUCUCACGAAGCUCAUCCUCCAAAAGUUCCUCCGCGCCAACGCCAACAACAUCCCCAAAGCCACCCACCAGCUGAAAGAAACACUGAAAUGGCGAAAGACAUACCAACCCCUCAAGGCCGCCGACGAAGUCUUCGAAGCUAAGCGCUUCGCGGGCCUAGGCUACGUGACGACCCUCGAGAAGGUCCCCACAAGCUCCAACACCACUGACAUUGCGACCUUCAACAUCUACGGUGCGGUCAAGGAUAAUUCGAGCACGUUCGGGGACCUGGACGCCUUCAUACGCUGGCGGGUGGGCCUGAUGGAGCUGGGUUUGAAGAAGCUCGAGCUGGAGAAGGCCACGGUGCCGAUUCCUGAUUUCGGACAGGGAGCGGAUCCGUACCAGGGGUAUCAGAUCCACGACUAUCUCAGCGUGAGUUUCCUUCGACAGGACCCGGUGGUCAAGGCGGCGACGAAGAAGACCAUCGAGACGCUGUCGGCUUAUUACCCGGAGACGCUGAGCCGGAAGUUCUUCGUCAAUGUGCCGGUGAUCAUGGGCUGGGUGUUCACUGCGGUGAAGUUGAUUGUGUCGAAGGAGACUGUCAAGAAGUUCACUGUGCUGAGUUACGGCGAGCAAUUGGCUGCUGAGCUAGGCCCUGGAAUUCCAGAGGUGUAUGGAGGGAAGGCUGCUGGCUUGGAUACCAUUGCUGAGACGUUGAAGCUGGAGUAGGCGUGGCUCAAGAGCUUGUAACGGGGUUGGGUAAUGCUUGGUUGGCCACGAGGGCGAUUAUACCACGGUCAUUAUCAUGACUACGGAGUUAAUACGGUUGUACCUACAUUCCUCUUAAUGCACAAAUCUUCUC
This is a messenger RNA of Mytilinidion resinicola, 1209 nucleotides long. Its product is annotated as CRAL/TRIO domain-containing protein. Gene Ontology annotation, cellular component: cortical endoplasmic reticulum; cytosol; plasma membrane. NCBI's taxonomy places the organism in Eukaryota, Fungi, Ascomycota, Dothideomycetes, Mytilinidiales, Mytilinidiaceae. Gene Ontology annotation, biological process: Golgi to plasma membrane protein transport; regulation of exocytosis. The transcript has a single exon. Gene Ontology annotation, molecular function: phosphatidylinositol transfer activity. The record is from RefSeq and is a predicted model, not a curated record. Bases 42 to 1076 code for a protein of 344 amino acids.